AUGAUUUUGGUUGAUGAGAGAGAAGAGCAGGCUUUGCCGAUCGGGAUUUCUGGGUGGAUGUGGAUGGCUUGGUUUUGCUUGGUCGGUUCUAUGUUGCUUCUCGUUAAAUCUUGCUUUCCAUUUCCUAUUGCCAUGGCAUCAACAAAGGCUUUCAUCCCGAUUAAACUUCUUAAUGAGAACACGUAUUGUUCUAGUGAUAGUCUUCCAUCUCCAAAUGACCUACAAAUCUGCAACCAAAAGCAUUACAACAUCAAAACACGUAUUGCAGAUUCUGCUUCUUUGGACCACAAUGAUUGGGCGUCGCCGAUCUCUUCCAGGAGUUUCUUUUUGACAACGAUGGCAUCAGCUAUUUCUGCUCCUGUUUUAUCUGCUGUUGGUGAACGCUAUUACAAAGAUAUUGCAGAGGCAUUAAGAGUUUCUGAUUUUGAUUUCAAACCUUAUGUCCAUCCAAUAUAUAAUGCCAUCUUGUCACGAUUGACAAACCAAGAUCAAGACCAGGAGGUUAAGGAAUGUGCUAUCUCUUGUAUGGGGCUUGUUGUUUCAACAUUUGGUGAUCAUCUCACAACAGAAUUACUGGCAUGCCUUCCUGUUCUUGUAGAUCGAAUGGGAAAUGAGAUAACCCGACUUACAGCUGUUAAGGAUUUUGCAGUUAUAGCUGCAUCUCCACUACACCUAGACCUUUCAUGUGUCCUAGAACAUGUUAUUGUGGAGUUAACUGCAAGGAGGUCUUGUUGUCAAGGACAGGCCCUUUUAGCUUUGCAAAACGUUUUUGCUACUUUGGUGUACUCUGCAAACACAAGUUUUGAUGCUUUGUUGGAAUCUCUUCUUUCAACUGCCAAACCAUCACCUCAGUCUGGUGGUAUUGCAAAACAAGCUUUGUUUUCCAUUGCACAAUGUGUUGAUGUACUCUGUCUUGCUGCUGGUGAUCAUAAAUGUUCAUCUACAGUGAAGAUACCUACAAAGAUAUUGAAAGAUGAUAACACUACUAAUUCGGCCAAACAGUACCUUGCCUUGCUAUUUUAUGUUUGGGUGAAAUUGGGAGAAGAAAAGAUUUGA
This is a messenger RNA of Lactuca virosa, 1056 nucleotides long. Lineage: Eukaryota; Viridiplantae; Streptophyta; Magnoliopsida; Asterales; Asteraceae. The record is from the annotation of a GenBank genome assembly.